This is a messenger RNA of Corticium candelabrum, 2381 nucleotides long. Its product is annotated as myosin heavy chain, non-muscle-like. Bases 1 to 2268 code for a protein of 755 amino acids. Lineage: Eukaryota; Metazoa; Porifera; Homoscleromorpha; Homosclerophorida; Plakinidae. The transcript is spliced from 9 exons. The record is from RefSeq and is a predicted model, not a curated record.
AUGGGUGUGCGAUUGGACUCGAGAUGUAGUGUCGUUGUGGGUGAGAUAGUCUUCGAAGUCGUACCACGAUGGCGUGUGGAUAGGCUUCGUUUUUCGAUUCGAAGAUUUGGUGAAAGAAUGGGAGCAAUAACCACACAUAUAGAGACCGGCUACCUUCUUAAUAUCUUUGAUAUUGAAGGCAUGCUGCUCAAACAUUCCAAUGGUCAUCGUGUCAGGAUAGUGGGCGGGUUGUCGUGUCCAUGGCUGCUCAGUCGGCUGAUUGGUCUUGGGUAUAUCGAGGCAUUGCUCAUUGUAGAAGGAUGUAGUGAGCUCUGUGGCUUUGGUGGUGCUGCGUUCUGCUCGCACCCUUUGGUAAUGGCUUGUGAAUGUUUGUAUAAGGGAACGAAUAUACCCAGGGUAUAUUCUGUUGCUAUGGCAGUGGGUGGAUUAUCGAUAGUCGUAGAAAAUCUUAUAAAACUACUCACUUAUGCAAAGAAGAACACGAGAAUUGUGGUUGGCAUAGAUAACUUAGUACUGAUCACAGAGUCGUGGGUACCCAGUGGUGUGAGCGACUUAUAUGGUUGUAUGAGAUUUAGUAGUAUUGAGUUAGAGAGUAAACUAAGCACAGCGCAAUGCGAGUUAGAGCGGCUGGCUAAAGCUAAGAAAAAACAGGUUGAUGAACUAAUGCAUGUGAUCACUACUCUUCGACUGGAAAAAGAGACACUGAGAGUGAAAUGUAAUGAAUUUGAGAAAACUGUCGAUAAAGGUAAGGAAUUGCACGACAAAGCUACUAAAUUGCUUGGCAAAGAACGAACUGAAGUAAAAAACCACAGAGAUCAACUGAAGCAGAAGCAAGAAGAAUUAGAAUUUCAGGCUAAGAAGACAGACGACGCAGAGAAACUUGCAAUAUCAUUGCAAACACAACUUGAAGAAGCUAAGCGACAGAAGGAAGUAGCUCUACAUGAAAUGGAAGGGAGACUGCAAGGCAGUGUGAAGGAGGUUGAAAGUCUUACGCAGGAAAUAGAAAAUCUAAACAAUGAACGCUUAGCUUUAAAAAAGGCAGAGAGCCGGGUAGUAAACAUGUCUGAAGAGAAACGGCGAUUAGAAAAGGAAACUAACCAGUUACACAGACGUUUGGAGGAAGAGCAGACGAAAACUGCUGAAAAGGAGACUCUGGCUCAACAGUUGACGUCACAGUUGAGGUUAGGUGAAGAGAAAGUACUUGUAUCUGAUGAAGAGUUGAGAAAAAUGGAAACUGAACUACAUAAAUGCAGAGAGAAGUUGACGACACUUGAACAAGGAAGUUACUCAAAACGCAAAUUAGAAACUAGCAAGGCAGUGCUUGAAACGAAGCUGCAGGAGAAGGAGUCUAAAGAACAAGCGCAAGAGAAUGAUUUUGAAACUACGAAGAAACAAGCGUUAAAUAUUCGUGCUUACGAGGAAAUACGUGACCGUUGCAGAAGAUAUCGCAUUGAGCGAAACGAGGCAAGAGAUGAGCUUGUGAAAUUGGGAAAUCUAAGCAAACGCCCAUCAUCACCAAUGCCAACACGAAAAGGUGCAGGUUUGAUGGAAACUACAAAGAAACAAGCGUUAAAUGCUUAUGCUUACCAGGAAAUACGUGACCGUUGCAGAAGAUAUCGCAUUGAGCGAAACGAGGCAAGAGAUGAGCUUGUGAAAUUGGGAAAACUAAGCAAGCGCCCAUCAUCACCAAUGCCAACACGAAAAGGUGCAGGUUUGAUGGAUACUAAUCACAAGUCACAGCAAAAGUUGGAAGGUUCUUCAGCUAGACAUGUACAGGUCACUAGAGCAACAGAUAGUGAGGAUCGGGACAUGAGACAUCCUACAGUAUUACCUACGCAGUAUGCAAAUUAUAGAUCUGUAGUUCCAGUGACUUCUAGUGGUAACGCAAAUCAUGUUGAUGGUUGUUCAUCUCGUAAACACCCAAAUGCUACUACCUCAUUACCCGUCAAUCAACCAGGAGUUUUGUCAGUUAGUACGUUGACUCCAGUCUCUCAGUUAUCUCAUUGUAAUAAUAAGCACGACAUAACUAUCAAUUCUACAGUAUUUCUUCUUAACCAAUUUGGACAACCUGAGUUUGGUGAGGUUGCUUAUUUGGGGAAGACAUGUGGUGAUGUUUUUCCACAAGAGUACGUUGGUGUAGUCUUUGACUUACCAGUUGGAAACAUAGGUGGAAGUGACGGAAGUUGCCCAUACUUUAAAUGUGCACCUAAUCAUGGCAAGCUGGUUCCUGCAGAGCUAGUCACAUCUACGAAAGAGGUUGAUGUCUAGACUCAAGGUUGUAACUGUCUGAUUUACAAGGGUGUUAUUACUAGUAGUUUGUUUAGAAUGAAUUUUUUGUUGACAAAUUGUGUAUGAUGUCCAAGAUAUUUGUUUUCAAUGUA